UGUGUCUUCGGCUGCGCAACACUUCAAAAGUAGCCGCCGCCGACGAGUCCUUCCCAGCUUUCUUACGGCGUGCAAAGAUGGCGGACGUAGUACAGUACAAGCUUGAGCGUAUGGUCAAUGAGCUCGACGACUUGGAAGAACGCGGUCUUUUUUCAAGGAGGGAGAUUGCUGAAAUUGUUAAGCAGAGGAGGAAGUUCGAGUACAGGCUAAAGCGUCCGAGUCCUCUUAAGCUCGAUUUCUUGGCCUAUAUUGACUACGAGAAACACCUUGACUCUCUUCGUUCCCUUCGAAAGAAGGCAGUUGUUCGCCAGCUGAAACAACAGGGCAACAAGAAACUGAAAAAAUCGGUCUCAGAUUUUGCAGGGAUUUCAAGGAUCCUGGAAAUUUAUCGCCAAGCGACUAAUCGGUUUAAGGGUGAUAUUGUGCUUUGGUUUCAGUAUCUGCAGUUCUGUAAGGAACGGAGGAAUGGGCAGAUGAAAAAGAUCCUAGCUCGGGUUAUUAGAUUUCAUCCCAAGGUUCCAGGUCUAUGGAUAUAUGCUGCAGCAUGGGAAUUUGAUCAAAACUUAAAUGUUGCAGCUGCUCGUGCUCUCAUGCAAAGUGGCCUGAGAACUUGCUCAAACUCAGAGGAUCUUUGGGUUGAGUAUCUUCGAAUGGAACUCACGUAUCUAAACAAGCUAAAAGCGCGGAAAGUUGCUCUUGGAGAGGAUGAAGGGACUCUUGUCCAAGAUAAGUCAAGUGUUGAUGAGAAAAAAUGGAGAGAUGAAAAUAAAGAGUUAUUCAUGACUCUUGACAGUGACAAAGAGACAGAAGAAGUCGAACCAGAUGCUCAACAAGGGGAAUUGAAGAUUGACUUGUUUCAGGAGCAAGGUCUGAGCAUUCUUUCGACUGUUUACAGUAGUGCAGUUGAAGCUCUCCCUUCUAACUUUGGCCUUAGGGUGCGGUUUCUUGAGGUAUUGGAAGGGAUAGAUCUGGCUCGCUCAGGUGAAAUUCGAAAUCAGAUACUAGCUGACAUGAGAAAAGAUUUCUCAAAUGAGCCAGAAUACUGGAAUUGGCUUGCCCUUGAGGAGUCUCGUUCUAAAAGUGCGGACCCUGCAAGUCAACUAGAUAAAGCAAUCCAGGUGUAUGAAGAGGCUUUACGGGUUGUUCCUUCAACAACGAUGUUCAACUUGUAUAUUUGUUUCUUAAAAGAAGCAAUGGGUGAUCAAAAUGAAGAUAAUGAUUUUGUUUCACGAACUUUAAAAGUCUAUGAAAUGGCGGAAACCACUGGUUGUAUUACCGAACAUCUUGCAUGUGAACACGUUACAUUUUAUUUGCAAUUGCGGCGAUUGAAAGAAGCGAGGAAGCUGGCCGAGAAAUUCUGCAAAGGAAAAUUUGCUGAUUCAGUAGAUGUCUGGUCACUUAGAAUCUCAAUAGAGAUGAGAUGCGUCACAGAGAAGUCACUUGCACCAAGUAAAGAUGAUUUGCACUCCAUGUUUGACCUCCUAAGAAAUAUUCUUGGAAAAUUCUCUGUUUCAAAGGCCGAGAGCUUGUGGCGUGUGGCCCUUAAAUUUUUCUCAAAUGACAAAGACUACUCCAACAAAAUGGUGGAUUUAUCGUUGUUAUCGCUCGCUAAAGACGGCGGCAGUGAUAUUGGAUUUUCCCUUUCUUCAGCCAUAGUGAACUAUGUUCUGCAGAAGAAUGGAAUUCAGCAGGCUAGAAUACUGUACAAGCGGUAUCUAGGUCUACCCCAUCCGGGUCUUGCCUUAUACAACCAUUGCAUUGAAUUAGAAACUAAUCUUGCUUCAGCAGGCGAUAAAGCCAGUCUCAAAGAAGCCAGAAAGUUGUAUGAAUCUGCUCUUACAACUUAUGACCAAGAUGUGACCUUAUGGAAAAAUUAUUACUCUCUCGAAAUUAAGUUCGGGACAUCUGAAACAUCUAACGCUGUCCAUUGGCGCGCAAGGAAGGCGGUUAAGGACAAUGCAGUUCUUCUGUCCUUACCUCAAAUAUGACUGUACAAGUGUUUUUUGCUGUUUGUAUUUUUGGUUUGUAGCUAAAUUCAUGAGCAAAAAGAGAAACCUACUUCCAUUUCAAUUUUGUUCUUGAAAUUUAUGGGAGCUCCAUCAUUC
Messenger RNA from Impatiens glandulifera, 2105 nucleotides. RefSeq names its product U3 small nucleolar RNA-associated protein 6 homolog. Gene Ontology annotation, molecular function: protein binding; snoRNA binding. The record is from RefSeq and is a predicted model, not a curated record. The transcript is spliced from 6 exons. Bases 78 to 1988 code for a protein of 636 amino acids. NCBI's taxonomy places the organism in Eukaryota, Viridiplantae, Streptophyta, Magnoliopsida, Ericales, Balsaminaceae. Gene Ontology annotation, cellular component: small-subunit processome; Pwp2p-containing subcomplex of 90S preribosome. Gene Ontology annotation, biological process: maturation of SSU-rRNA from tricistronic rRNA transcript (SSU-rRNA, 5.8S rRNA, LSU-rRNA).